Molecule: messenger RNA, 1477 nt
Organism: Toxotes jaculatrix (banded archerfish)
Lineage: Eukaryota; Metazoa; Chordata; Actinopteri; Toxotidae
Gene: colec11
Product: collectin sub-family member 11
Exons: 7
Coding region: 144-983 (279 amino acids)
Source: RefSeq, a predicted model, not a curated record
GUGCCUGUGGAGUAACAUGAAAUGUUUCUGUAGGAUCACCACUGUUCAAAGCCCCUGGAAGUCUUUGCAAGCUGGCAAUACGUUUUCCUUCUGUCUGGAAAGUUCCUCUACAGUAUAGCCUUCUAACCAGCCCAUGUAGAAGAAUGAGAGGAGAGAAGCUGUUACUACCAAUGCUACUAAUGUCUGUGAUGAUGAGCUUUUUACCUAUACAGACAUCUUAUGGACAGCAUUUGGCAGAAGAGCCCUGCACUGUUCAGAUCCUUGUCCCUGGACUCAAAGGGGAACCAGGAGAGAAAGGACAAAAAGGAGCACCGGGGAGACCGGGAAGAGUUGGCCCUCCCGGAGAGACUGGCCAACCUGGGCUUAAAGGACAGAAAGGAAUGAUGGGACGUUAUGGAAAAGUGGGCCCAAGUGGAGUGAAAGGGGUAAAAGGAGACAGUGGGGAUCCAGGUCCAAGGGGCCCUAAUGGAGAGCCAGGUGUUCCAUGUGAGUGCACACCAAUGAGAAAGAUGAUUGGAGAAAUGGACAUUCUCGUGUCUCAGCUAUCCUCUGAACUCAGAUUCAUUAAAAAUGCACUGCCCUCCCCUGCAGCUGUUGCUGGCAUAAAAGAGACAGACAGUAAAGUCUAUCUGUUGGUGAAGGAGGAGAAACGCUACUCCGACGCUGAAGUCUACUGUCAGACGAGGGGAGGGCACCUGGCCAUGCCCAAGGAUGAGGGAGCCAACACGGCCAUUGCGGGGUACAUUACCGACGCAGGCCUGAGCAGAGUCUACAUUGGCAUUCACGACCUGGACCGAGAAGGUGUUUUCACCUAUGUGGAUCACUCUCCUAUGACCACUUUCACCAAAUGGAGAAAAGGAGAGCCCAACAACGCUUAUGAUGAUGAGGACUGUGCUGAGAUGGUGGCCUCUGGAGAGUGGACUGAUGUGGCGUGCCACCCGACCAUGUAUUUUGUCUGUGAAUUUGACAAGGACAGUGUCUGAGCGUAGUCCUCACUGAAGAGCUGCUAAAAAAACCUAAUGGAGUUAAAGUUAGAUGUGUUCACAGUAUUUGUGUGAUACUGUCUGUAAAUACAAUGACAAAAUGACAUGUAAGUUGUGCAAAUUCGUCUAUUUUCUUUCUUUUCUCCCCCUUGUAAGCUAUUUAUUUCCUUAACUCACUUAACAACCUGAGUCUUUGUUCUUUUUGUUAAAAUUUUAGUCAUUGUAACCACACUCUUAAUCUCAUACUAUGAUUCAUUAAUGUUCCCAACAGGAUGCCAGGUAAUAUACUGAGUUUUCAUGUUAUGCAAACUAUCCACUGAACAAUAUUUGCUACAGUGCCAUCAGCAAACAAGGCAAAUAAGCAAAUGCACAGGACUGUAGAGUUUGUAGAAAAUAUGAAAUUAAAAGAAAGAUUUGGUUCCAGUUGGGUGCUUUUAAUCACAGGAAUUGAAUACACUAUGCAUUCUAUAUUCAUAUAAUAAGUUAUGUGGCGG